Molecule: messenger RNA, 3166 nt
Organism: Myripristis murdjan (pinecone soldierfish)
Lineage: Eukaryota; Metazoa; Chordata; Actinopteri; Holocentriformes; Holocentridae
Gene: cep41
Product: centrosomal protein 41
Exons: 11
Coding region: 99-1172 (357 amino acids)
Biological process (GO): cilium assembly
Cellular component (GO): ciliary basal body
Source: RefSeq, a predicted model, not a curated record
AUCAGCUUCUGUGAUUGGCUCUAGUAUCCGCACCGGCUAAUCAGCGGCGUGUUUGUUAGCAUUCGGGAAACUGAUGUUUUGCCUCUCAGUUUGAAAAGAUGUCGUACAAGAGGGACGCUGGAAAAACAGGGUACCUGAACAAAAGGGUACCACAAAACCCCAAGUAUGAACACAUAAAAACAAAACUGGACACAGGAUGCAGUGUGACAAAGUACCUGGAAGGACAGAAGGAGAUUAAAAAAUAUUACAGGUAUCAAAAGGAUGAGCUCUUUAAAAGGCUAAAAGUGACAACUUUUGCACAGAUGGUAAUUCAGGUAGCUACUGUAUCAGAGCAGAAUGAAAGUCUGAAUGGAGAACAAUCAGCCGUCUCAGAAGGCUGUUUGUCUGUGGUGUCCGAUGCAAAGCGGAAGAGUGUGUCUGAGCUCACCAACGGCUCCCCCCAGGCUUCACCCGUGUCGCUUCACGUCCCAGACCACAACAGUACAGCGGACACCAGCGGCUGCCUCCGCAGGUCCACGCUGCAGAAUGUUAUCAGCGGUGUAGGACAGCUUGACCUGAAAAAGAAAAGUCCUCAGAUGAAUGUGACACCAAUGUGUAGUCCGCAUCCAGCUGAUGGGCCCUACCCUGACUGUCCCUACCUGCUGUUGGACGUCCGGGACCGCGAGGAGUACGACUGCUGCCACAUCAUUAGCGCAUACAGUUACCCCAUCACCACGCUCCAUCGAGCAAUCAACCCCUACACCAGAGAAGUGCUGGAUUAUAGAAAUGCGCCAGAGAAGAUCAUCAUCUUGUAUGAUGAAGAUGAGAGGAGAGCCAGCGAGGCAGCUACCGCCAUGUGCCAGCGAGGAUUCGAGAAUCUGUUCAUGCUGUCUGGAGGUCUCAAGUUGAUUGGUCAAACAUUUCCAGAAGGGUUGACGACGGGCUCCUUCCCACCCUCGUGCCUGCCAUCUCCCACAUCAGCAGCGGGGAAGAAGAAGAAGCACUGCCCGUCGCAGCAGUCGCUUCAGGCAGCAGAGAAUAGGUGGAGGUUUACAUCGGACGAGCUAGCCAAGAUCCAGCAGCAGCUGGACAAGGUCUUCACCUCCAGCAACUACAGCCACAUGUCAAGCCGGAUGUCAAUCAGCAGCGCUCAGUCCAAAGCAUCAAGUGCUCGGAGUCGACAGAGUUCCUGAACAGCCGGGACAGACGGCACCAGGGUCCAGAGGAACAGCCCAGCACAGGCCCUGGAAAUAACAACUGCCCUCCCCCCAACACCCACACAUUCAUGCAUGCUGACAUGUAAUCUUUUUGUUUGUUUGUUUGUGUGUGUGUGUGUGGGUCUGGGUGUGUGUAUGCAGCCUUAUGCAAAUUAAACCUCAUGAUGAUUCCUACAUUUAUGAGCAAUCCCUGGCAUGGAACUAUUAAUUUGAAUCAUUUUUUCAGUCUCUCCUGUUUUUUACUCUACAAGACAACAAGCAUCAUCACUACGUUCUUGUAACAAUUAUUCAAGUGAACUCUGCCACCUUCUAUUGUACUAAUCUCUGCUUGAGGCAGAUUUCAUUGAAGUAACUGAUUAUAUUAUGCCCACCACAACACUGAAAUGAUAAACGUGAUUCCUGUGGCACAGCACACAAAUUACAUCAUUUUGAAUAUGAAUUCCCUUUGGCGAGAGGGCUGCUAUACAGGUCUGUACAGUCUGGAGAAAUGUGGAAAUGACUAAAAAAAAAAGUCUGAAAAUGUGGUGGGGGUAUGUUUUCCAUCCUGUUACAUGUAUCACUGUACACAGACUUGACAGUACCCAGCUACCAUUAGCAUAUACUGUAUCAUAAUACCAACCAAAGUCGUCAUAUCCAUCCAGAAAAGAAAUUUGAGAUGAGUUUUGAGAUGGAAAAUGUGUUUGAAGCUGCAGACUCAGCAGUUCUAGAGUGCACUGUGCAAAGUUACCAAGCUGUCUGUGAUGCUUUACUUCUCAGACAUGAUCGAAGGCUGUAGUAUUUUCAAAAAUGUUUGUAAAUACCUUAUAUUUGAAUGUUUGCACAGUGCCUUAUCUGAACUUGAGAAAUGAUGGAUUUUGCACUGAAAUUAAUUUAUAGAUGUUUCAUAUAAAACAAUAAUAGUCCAGUAUUUCAUUAGUACACUCAUUUGUUUCACUUUUUAACCAUUAUUUGCCUUGUUUUAAUUAACAUAUCUCCACAAGGUUUAGUUCCAUUGAUGCACCAAUGAAUUAAAUGGCACUCAUAAGAGUUAUUAAUUUAUAUUGCUUAGAAAAGAAAGAUCCUUAUGCUAUAUAUUUUAUGCUAUAUGGCAUAAAGGAUAUACUUGGGAUUUGGGUAUCACGUGCGGUAUGUACAGUUGCUGGAACAGCACACAACCUAUAUUGUAAAAAUGAAGAAAAGUUGUACUGUAUUUUCUGUACGCUCUAUUUUCUCACAUUGUCUGAUGCUGAUUACUAAAUAAGCUGCAACUUCUGCUUCUGCUUGCUCUAAUUUCUGACUUUUUUUUUUCAGUGUCAAGUUACUGCGAAGUGAAACCCCUAGUAGAGGUUAUUAUGUACACCAAUACAGCAGCAACAAAAAAGAGUCACUAGGGGAAGGAAGUGGACAUUUCGACUUGGCUGUAUUGAUAAGAAAAAAAAUAUACAAUUCGUACUUCUGUUCCAUUUGAAAAUAUGAAUGACAGUAUUGCUUUGCUCAUUGCUACUGUGUGGCCUCCUGUGGUGUGUUGCUAGUAUGCUGUUUGCUUGUUUGUUGACCCUAUUGGAAAAGCAGAGAUAUCAGUGGCAAGCUCAGUUUGAAGAUGUCGAUGGCAGGUCAGAAGUUAAUAAAACAACGAACUGGGAGGUUGGCAGUUCCCUCGGCAACCACUGUCAAAGUGCCCGAGAGCAAGGCAGUCAAUCUUCAAUCUAGGAGUAAAAGACUGCCCACGCUGGGCAACUCCCAGGUGGAAAUCUGUGAAGUUGCUGAAAAAGAGUGCAGUGUUUAGUCUGUUUACCUUGGAUACAAACAAUCCCACAGUCAACUAUUAAAAUAUGUUUUUUGAGGUGUAUUUUAUGAUGAAUGUGUGUGUUGAGCUUACAGUACCCCUGGAUGCCUUGGGUGUUAUUCACCAUCAGUCUUAACCCACAUUAACUGAUUGAUGAUUUAUUUCUCUUUUUGUAUAUGAAUGUCAAAUAAAGUGUAUAAUUGUU